Colletotrichum karsti is the source of this 1857-nucleotide messenger RNA. RefSeq lists its product as uncharacterized. The record is from RefSeq and is a predicted model, not a curated record. Gene Ontology annotation, molecular function: protein binding. The transcript is spliced from 4 exons. Lineage: Eukaryota; Fungi; Ascomycota; Sordariomycetes; Glomerellales; Glomerellaceae.
UUGAGAGAACAGUUACCCGCUUCUGUUCCGGAGAAUCCAGGACUUGGUCGACAGAUCAGCCUCGCCAUCGGACAGAGGCUGAAUCAAGAUGACGUGAAUCGUGCCAUGGAAGAGAUCAGCAACUACACCGCUGUCUUGAAUAUCACCUUAUCAACACUGUUACUGGCUCAAAAUGUGGACACGAAGAACUCACAGGGCGAAAUUCUCCGGGAGGUACAGAACGUCGCUCGCAAGCUUCGCAACAACAUUGAAAUUUCCCCUCAAGCCCAGGCAACCACCAACAACUAUGUCGCGAUCGAAGGUCGCGAGGUACGCAACUUAAACGUCGCGAUGAAUGUCCAGCGGUGGACUAGUUCGGCGAGCAGCCUUGCUGAAGCAGUACUUCUCGAAAGAAACGAAGAUCUUGCUCCAUCCGAUUCCGAAGCGAUCAAGACCGGCAGAACAUCAAGUGCGUCUGAUAUCUCGCAGAGAAAUUCGUUGGUCGUCCCAUUCAACUCGAGGCUCGAAUUCUUCAAGUAUCAGAAGAACUUGGAAGUAGCAAGACUUUUGAAGGAGGGCGAGCUGUUCCAAAGCGCCUCACACCACUUUCAAAAGGCGAUAGAUCUUCGUGCAACUUUGAUGGAGCGUGGGGUGGAUGGUUUUGAAGGUGCCGAGCACUACGAUUUGCUUGAAGAGCUCGCAGAACUCUACCGAUUCUGGGGUACUGUGGAUGGCAACAAUAUGGCGCGGGAAUCACUUGAAAAGCUCACUGCCGAAUGCGACGGUUCCACGCUCUGCGCAAGUCUUGAGGAUUUACCUGGCGCCAGCAAGAAUCUUGAAAUUGCACUUCAAAUACGUCUGGAAGAAGAGCCGAGAAACCAGGGCCACAUCACGGAGACUUGCCAAGCUCUUCUCGCUAUUCAUCAUCUCGCAGGCGACCGUGCCAGCUACCUGGCGAUAAAAGAUUGGGUUAAGAAAGAGACGGGUUCAGUCGAAGAACCACCCCAGGUGAAGCUGGAAUCUGCUCUCCGAUGGGCGCAACAACACGGUUUCGAGGAUGCCAACAUAGACGACACAGGUUUGCCAAGGUUCGAGGCCAUGGACUCCGAAGGAAGAACGCUUCUGCACGUCGCCGUGGUCGACUCUGACAUCGAACCAAGCGUCCUGGAGCAAAUCAUCCAGAAUGUUGGCAACCUUGACAUCGGAGAUCGCAAUGGGGAUACACCCUUGCUUGCAUCUGUGUCAACUUCCAAAGCCUCAGCUGUGCAGCUUUUACUUCAUUACGGUGCCAAUAUCGACGCUCGAGAUCUUCAAGGACACGGCGUUCUGCACAAAUGCCAGAGCGGCAAAAUGGCAGAUCUCAUCUACAACCAUAUCGAGUCAUCAGCCCGAAAAUCCAGUGUCGUAUCAACUACGUCUGCUGCGGUGCGACGAUCAAUAUCAAGUCGGUCAACGAAUCAGGUUCCACUGGAAGCCACGAGCUAUCUUGAUGUCAAUAGCCAAGACAUUUACGGGAAGACCGCGUUGUUCGAAGCUUGUGAAAAGGGGCGAAGUGACUUGGUAUCGGUCUUACUCAAGUCAUUCAACGCAAAGACCGAUGUAAUCGGCCCUAAGGGUUGCAGUCCUCUUGUUGCAGCAAUCCAAAUGAAGCCGAACAUUGACAUUGUUCAGCAACUAGUUGCCUAUGGGGCAAAGCGCGAUGUGGACCCAGACAUUAUCAGGAGUGCUGGUGUGUUGGUGGCUGACACGAUUAAGAAGAUUCUCAAAGAUACUCCCGCUGUGCAGCAGAGAAGUACGAGUACUUUAGUUAGUGUUGCCCCGUCAGUGAGUUUGCAUCUCGAUGAAGAGGACUGGACAAAGAUCAACUGGGGCAAUUAG